Messenger RNA from Mytilus trossulus (common blue mussel), 1365 nucleotides. Its product is annotated as hemicentin-1-like. Lineage: Eukaryota; Metazoa; Mollusca; Bivalvia; Mytilida; Mytilidae. The transcript has 9 exons. The record is from RefSeq and is a predicted model, not a curated record. Bases 1 to 1365 code for a protein of 454 amino acids.
AUGCAUAAUAAUAAUAGACGAUCAUGGAGUUCUUGGGAGGAUAAUGGUUACUGCUCAACUAGUUGUGGCAAUGGGACACAAAUAAGGCGCCGGCGCUGCGAUAAUCCAGCGCCUACAAAUGAUGGAAAUGAAUGUCCUGGUGACAAUGUUACUUCCGUUCACUGUAACAUCAAAGAGUGUCCAGGAUCAUGGAGUUGUUGGGAGGAUGAUGGUUACUGCUCAACCUCUUGUGGCAAUGGGACACAAAUAAGGCGCCGGCGCUGCGAUAAUCCAGCGCCAACAAAUGAUGGAAAUGAAUGUCCUGGUGACAAUGUUACUUCCGUUCACUGUAACAUCAAAGAGUGUCGAGUUUAUAAAUGGGGACAUUUGAAGGAACUGAACUUAACAAAGGAUGAGACAAAAGAGGUUAUGAAGAAUGAGUUGGAUGAACUGAAGAGCAACUUAACAAUCGACUCCAAAAACAUGUCUGCUACUAUCAGGAAACGCAUAUCAGCACGUGACGAAAGACCGUCUGCUGCAUCCGUAGUAUGUAGAUUUUUUUACAAAGGAGCAAAGAAAGACUGGCGUCCAGAAUAUGAACCAGCACGCAAUUCCUGUUACUUUGAAGAGUGCUCAAAUGCUUGUGGUAGUGGAACCAUGACGUUUACAUGUGAUAUGUGUCCGUACAGCCGUCAUAUUUUAGCAUGCACAGGUUAUAAAGGGUGUCUAGGUGUUUGGGGACGUUGGACUCAAUUUAGUGAAUGUUCUACUACUUGUGACGAAGGACAAAUGCUAUUUACAAGAAAAUGUAACCAUCCAUCAUUAGGCCAUUUGGCUACCGAUUGUGUUGGUGACAGCAAUACGUACAAACCAUGCAACCUACGAGGAUGUCCAGGAUCAUGGAGUUGUUGGGAGGAGGAUGGUUACUGCUCAACUUCUUGUGGGAAUGGGACAAAAACAAGGCGCCGACGCUGCGAUAAUCCAGCGCCAACAAAUGAUGGAAAUGAAUGUCCUGGUGACAAUGUAACUUACGUUCACUGUAACAUGAAAGAUUGUUCAGUUUAUAAAUGGGGACAUUUGAAAGAGUUCAACCUAUCAAAAGAUGAUCUUAAAGAACUUAUGAAGGAUGAGUUGGAUGAACUGAAAAGCAACUUAACCAUCGACUCGAAAAAUAUAUCUGCUUCUAUCAGGAAACGCAUAUCAGCACGUGACGACAGACCGUCUGCUGCAUCUGUAGGUUAUGUAGGUGUCGCUCUGCUGUUGAUUCCAUUGGUAAUGAUUAUAAGUUUAGACGCUCCACAGUUUUUGGCCUUGGUAGUAAAUAUUUACCGAAAGGUUUGUAAACGAAGGUCUCUGCAAAUCGGAAAUGCUGAACAGAGAAAAUGA